AUGCCACGUUGGCAACACUUGUUGCACUACGUCGCCGGAUCGACGACGUCGUACCUCCGCCCUCUCGUCCUCCUCCGUCCACGCAGUACGAUGGCCGUGUCAGCCUGGCUGGCGAUGCUUGCCUCGCUUGCUACCGUACCGACCUAUGCCACAGCUGUCACCGGUGAUGGCGACUUCAACGUCUUCCAAUGUCCGAAGAACCAGUUGCUGGCCAUCGAGGCGGUCGACCAAACGUACAUUAAGAUGCUGUGCGCGUCUCAGACGCUCUGCGACUUCAAUCUGAUGCGAGCAGUCGAGAGGGUCAUUACGCCAGUCGCCACGGAGUGA
Molecule: messenger RNA, 327 nt
Organism: Soboliphyme baturini
Lineage: Eukaryota; Metazoa; Nematoda; Enoplea; Dioctophymatida; Soboliphymatidae
Source: the annotation of a GenBank genome assembly